Mycena citricolor is the source of this 5544-nucleotide messenger RNA. The record is from the annotation of a GenBank genome assembly. Lineage: Eukaryota; Fungi; Basidiomycota; Agaricomycetes; Agaricales; Mycenaceae.
GUGAUCCCGAAGUACACAGUGUGGUUCCCUCAGUCAAGAGCACGUCGCGCUUUCGCAUGCCUCACGAUGGAUUACGAGGAUCACUACGACUCGGGGUAUGCUGAUGACUCAGGCGAUAUGUACUAUGGAGACCGCCAGCCCCAGUAUAAUGGUGAGGAGAUGCCAAUGCAGGGCCAUGCUCUGUAUUACUCUGACGAGAUAGAAGACUCUUCUCCUUGUCCUCCGGAGCGGAUACCUGUGUAUACCCAAGCAUAUCAGCAUGAUGAUAUCGACGACUACGACGACGAGGCCCCGUACUACGAAGAUGAUCUAGUGUAUCACCAGAGUCUUCUGACACAAGGACAACAAGGAUACGAGGAACCGACUCGGAAUCAGCAGCAGCACCCUCAAAGUCGUAACAGAGGACGAUUUGGGAAUGGAGGUUUCCAAACACGACCCAUAUUUCAACGUCAACAAUCGGUAUUUUACCCAUUGCCUCAGUCCCAGAUGUCUCGACAGGUCCAUCAUCCCAAUCCCAGGCCGCUUUUCGCCGUCCAAUCUCGAUGCUCCCUCCGCCUCCACCUCACCCGGCUCUGCAAACGCAUCCACCCGCUUCAGCACGAGGGUCGAAUCCACGUAAUUCCUCCGGUAUCCGGCUGCGCCCGAUCUCUGAUCUGCCCGAUAUCUUCCGCGGAAUAUUUAAGUUCGGAGUCUUCAAUGCUGUUCAGUCAUCAUGCUUUGAUACCGUCUUUCAAAGCGAGGAGAACAUGGUCAUCAGUGCACCUACAGGGAGUGGGAAGACGGUCUUGUUUGAGCUUGCCAUUAUUCGUGCGUUGAAGGAAGCAAAGGCGUCAGGAAAGUCGAUCAAGUGUGUGUACAUGGCACCCACCAAGGCCCUUUGUUCUGAAAGACACCGAGAUUGGGCUAGCAAAUUUGACCCGUUGGGUUUCAAAUGCUGUGAGCUCACCGGGGACACUGUCGUUUUUGGGAAGGGAGCUUGGGGCGACGCUAAGAAUGCGAACAUAAUUGUCACUACGGGUGAGAAAUGGGACAGUCUGACGCGUCAUUGGGGAGACCACGAUACCGUUCUAUCCCAAAUUCAACUCUUCCUAGUCGACGAAGUGCAUAUUCUCAACGAAAGCAGAGGAAGCACUCUCGAAGUUGUCAUCUCGCGCAUGAAAACACGCGGCUCCGCCGUCCGCUUCGUUCUCGUCUCAGCCACUGUACCCAAUAUCGACGACAUCGCGGCUUGGAUUGGGAAUUCACAGCGAGAUGCCGCAGCGAAAGUUUUCGAAUUUGGGGAACAGUUUCGCCCGUGUAAACUGACGAGGCAUGUCAUUGGAGUGGCAAGGCAAAAGAACGAAAACGACUUUUCAUUCGCUCGCAAACUCGACUUCAAAUUAUUUGGUGCACUCCAAACGUAUUCUGUAGGCAAACCCAUCUUGGUGUUUGUGUCCACACGCAAAGGGGUGUCAAAUACCGCCGAACAACUUCUCAAAGACUACAAUGAAGCUCAGAAGGCCAAACAGCGACUUCCGUGGGCCCAUCCUCCCCGCAUCGAUAAGAUCUUUCACGAGAAACGUUUGAUUGAUUUUGUAUCCUCCGGAAUCGGAAUCCAUCAUGCGGGAAUGACGAUCGACGAUCGACGAGCAGUGGAAGAUUUGUACCUGAAAGGGACGCUCAGAGUGGUCGUCGCCACAUCGACUCUUGCUGUCGGUGUCAAUCUGCCUGCUCACACUGUUGUCAUCAAAGGUGUACAGACCUUCCAAAACAACCAAUCUGUGGAAUACUCGGAUCUCGAUAUCAUGCAGAUGAUUGGGCGCGCAGGGCGACCACAGUUUGACAAAGACGGCCUGACUAUCAUUCUAUGCGAGACUGAACUGGAAAACAAGUAUCGUGAAUUAGCGCAGGGCACGACCAUCGUUGAAAGCUCUCUGCAUACCAACCUAUCUGAGCAUCUAAAUUCCGAAAUCGGGCUGGGCACAAUCACCACCAUCCGAGGGGCGAAGGAAUGGCUGCGCGGCUCGUUUCUAUUCCAGAGAGUGCGCAAGAAUCCUGCACACUACGCAUUGGGCAAGGGUGAGAACCAAACAUGGGAGGAGAGAGUCGAUGAUAUGGUCACGCACAGUGUGGACAAAUUGAGGGAGACCAGGCUGAUUGCGCCGCCGAAGGAGGGAGACAAGAGCGGGCUUUUGAAAUCGACUGAGUUUGGCGAUAUUAUGAGCAAGUUUUACAUCAAGCAGAGCACGAUGAGCGCCAUCUUGGCUCUUCCAGAGAAACCGACUCUUCGUGAAGUACUUGAAGUCAUAUGCGCAUCGGAAGAGCUGGCCGAAAACAAGCUACGGACGUCAGAAAAGACUGUUUAUAACAAGCUCCGGCGUCACAACGAUAUACGAUUCGAGGUCAAGAAGGUCGAGCGGACGUCCGACAAGGUUCUUCUUCUGAUUCAGGCCAUCCUUGGCGGCAUCUCGCUGAACACGGCAGAAUACAAGACAAGCGACAGCCAACCCCAUCUCGAAGCGUAUACCGUUUUCAAGCAUGUUUGCCGGAUCGCCCGGGUCGUUGUUGAAGUUGCCGUGGUGCAGAAGCGCGGGGCACAGCUCAAGCACGGGCUCGAAAUGGUAAGGUGCCUGACUGCCAAGGCCUGGGACGACAGACCGGUCGUACUGAAACAGGUCGAGUCCAUCGGCGACAAGUCAAUCAAAGUCCUGGCAGAGAAUGGGAUAACAUCAUUAUUUCAGCUGGGUCAACAAGAGCCGCAUCGGAUCGAACUGUUACUCAAUCGGCGGCCGCCAUUCGGACACGAAAUCAUAUCGUCCGUACGGGAGCUGCCGCACUACAUGCUCGAAGUGCAGCAACAGGAGCACCGAUCAAACGGAGGACAGGAUCCCGUCGAGGUUGAUCUGUGCAUCACGUGUGGCCUGGCCCAAGAGCUGGAGAUGCCCAACAAGGCCAAGAAGACGGCGCGCGGAAAGUACACGAAUAACAUGACGGAUAUCCUGACGCUCACGUCGGAUCUGGAGUUGAUCGACUUUCGUAGGAUUCAGACGAGAGGACUGAAGGAAAAUCGGACGUUCGAGAUCACGGCGGAGCUGACCAAGCCAAGCCAGUCGAUUCUGGUUCUGAUCACGGCUGAGUUUGCAGCGGGACUAACUGUGACGGAGAUCUUGAAGCCCAAGAUCGCGGCGAAAGAGUAUCCGAUCCGCGAUACGCGGCCGCUGACAGCACUGGAACUCGACCUGGAAGGCCUGGAGGAUAGUGAUUUCUGGAAUCUGGACAGCCAAGUUGAUCGGUACGGGAACGAAGUCCCGGAAGUCGUGCGAGAUCUGACUAAACCGCGAGAGAGAGCGGAGAAGCCUGCUGCCGUGGAACUGCCGAAGUCCACGAACAAACUGUCGAACGGCAACUUCCCCUGCAAUCACGCGUGCAAGGACAAGACCAAAUGUCGGCAUCUCUGGUGCGCCAUUUUUUCGUCUUUCCUUGUCCAUGACAGUGCGCAAAGCCAUCGACAGCUGCAGAGAGGGCUUGGCCGAGCCUCCGAAACAGCCGCGGAAACGUACAGACGAGGCUCCACCCGGAGAGAACAACAAGCCGAUGAUGUCCAAGCUGCCUUCCAAAGCCAAAGCCAAGCCCAGCAAGACUCUGGUGAUGCAAGAUCUAGAGCGCAUACACGAGCGCAGCAACGUCAGCCUCAAGAUGCCCGAGGGAUCUCGGCUGAAGCUCGCGUCUCCUCCCAAAGCGGAACCGUCAAAUCUGGGAUCCAAGAAGCGCAAGCGCAAGGCAGUAAUCAACUUCAACGUCGAGCUGUCUGAGCUGGAGCAUGCGCCUGCUGUGUCUCGUGGUGACGAACUGGCGGCAGAUCUGGAGGACGAAUUGCCUGAUCCUAGCGAAUUUGGGAAAACUCUGAGAAGACAGCAACAGCAAAAGGCGGUCAAAGGACCCUCGCCGGACUACUCGGACUCGGACAUUGACUCGCUGAUCCGCAAUGCGCCCUCUGAGCUGGUGACGGCCCGGGAUCUGACUGAAGGCGAAAAAACUCGCAAAUCUGCUAUGAACGACAAGAAACGGACGACGGACGGACCGGACCGGCCUCUGAAACGGGCACGCUUUGACCUCGCACCGUCUCCAACGAAACCGCUCUUUUACGAGGAAGAAGAUCUGGAAUACGACCAGCUGAUGUACGACGACGAUGACGACGAGGCGAUUCCGAACACGCCGGGGCUGAGCACGGGGCCCUCCGAGCCCGAGGAGGAGGAGGACCAAGACAGCACCGGCAUGUCGUAUAUUCCGGAGAUUGUGGCCAUCUGCGAAGAUGAGGAUGCGAAGAUGGAGGAUGACGACGACGACGAUGAUUUGGCUGCGUUGGAGGCUUGGCUUGCCUGAUCGGUGGAUCGCAUCGCAAUUGAUACCAUUUGUUUUUACACAAGAACGGUUCGAAUUGUAGACAAGUUAUCGCCUGCAAGUAUGUGGGGUCAAAGCCACACACGCGUCACACGUGACUGAUCGUGUUCUUCACCGUCGCUCAUGUCGUGGACGGUGCCGGCGAGUGAUAUCGUAUCUGAGACUCUCGUACCCGCCACCAUAGCAACUUCCGAAAACCAAGUUUCAAUUCGCAAUGCAGCGAUUGGGAAGCUCCCGGUGGAGCUGCUGGCCGGGAUCUUUCGCCUGGCCGUGGCAAGCGACUGGCAGCAAGACGCCUUCACGCUCAGCUCCCCGGAACAGCUUUUAGGGCUGUCCCAUGUGUCGCGGUAUUGGAGAGGCAUCAUCCUACAGACCCCGUCUCUCUGGUGUCACUGCCGUCUCCUGAUCCAGCUGAAUCACACGCGCGAUGUCGCGAGCCCCGAGGUCGCGGCCCUGGUCGCGCAGCGCUCGGCGCCGAUGCCCAUCUCGAUAACUGAGAUAACGGGCAUCGUAGGUGGCGGGGACGACGCGCGCGCGCCGGGGAUGGCGCUCGCGCUGCAGACGGCCGCACGGUGGCGCUCCGUGCGCAUCAUGGUGGACCGCCUGGGGCGCAUGGGGCAGCUGCCAGCGGCCACGUGCCGGGAGCUGGUGCAUCUCGCGCUGGUGGUGCACGACCCGCCGACGCGCGCGAUCACGACGUUCGGCGCCGCGCCGCUGCUGAAGACGGUCAUCGUGAUGGAGGGCCGCGCGGUCCUCGCGCACUUGCGGCUCCCGUACGCGCAGCUCGUGGCGGUGCUGCUGCAGGACACGUCCCCGUGUGCGUGCCUGCGCGCGUUGGCGGCGUGCGCUAGUUUGCAGCACGCCGAUAUCACGACCAAGUACGCGUGGGACGGGCCCGGGCCUGGCCCCGGCGACAGUAGCGUCUCGACGCUCGCGCAGCUCCAGAUGCUCUCGCUGACCUUCGAGGCGAACGACGACUCGGAGCUCCCCGACGACCCCUCUGGCGGCUUCGGCGCGCUCCUCGCCCACUUUGCGUUCCCCGCGCUCAAGUCGCUCAAGAUGGAAUGGGUGUUCUGGGACUGGGUGUUCUGGGACAUCGACCCGGGCCGGCUGCCCGCGCUCUGGCCCGCGGCCGCGUUCGCCGCAUUCCAGGCGCGCAGCCCG